AUGCCUUCCAUUCCCGGAUUAUGGGGAUGGAAAAGAACAGUGGUAGCUUUACCUAUAGCAUGGACAGGUGCUUGGUUAGUCUACUACGCUUAUACCGAUACGAUUCGAAGGAGCCAUAUAAGGGAUAGAAAUAAAGAGCUACAGGAUACAUUGAAAGUUUUACCAGAGGGAUAUUCUUCUUUGGCUCCUACGGAUUUAGAAAAGGAAGCUUUAAAAAGACGCUACGCCAGCCUAAGAUACGCAGGAAGGUAUUGGAACCCAUACAUCGAAUGGCGUGAACAAGGUGCAUGGGAAUGGGCGUUUUGGAAAGUCGUUCUUUCCACUUUAACUCUCAAAUUAUUCUAUAAUGGAGGUGUGCCAUUGGAAAGACCUAUAAAUGAUUUGCCUAUUGAAAAACCAAACUUUGAGCUUUUGUUCGGUCCAUCUGCAUCGAAACAGAGUGGGAGGACUCGGGAAGGAGGUGAGGAUGUGGAUGUUACUGAUAAACUCACUUUGACUUGGCUCGGCCAAUCAACCUCUUAUGUCACCCUCGACAACCUCACCAUCCUGACUGACCCCGCUUUAUCUGAUCGUACCCUUCCAUCCCGUCUAGCCCCCCAACGACUCCGUCCUCCACCAUGUUCCUUAUCCGAUCUCAAGCGGAUCGACGUGGUCCUCGUAUCUCAUAACCAUUUUGAUCACCUAGAUCCUGAGGCAGUCAAAGAACUGGGGGACAGUUGCGAAUGGGUAGUACCUAUUGGAGUGGGGUCGUUCUUGCGGGAGUUAGGAGUCACCAGGGUUACGGAGCUAGAUUGGUGGCAGGAAACACAACAUGUUCUUCGACGACCAGGACAGGUUGAAAAGAGAUAUACUAUCACUGCUGUUCCUCUGAUGCACUGGUCCGCCCGUUCGCCCCUAGAUACGAACGCCACUCUCUGGGCGGGUUUUCACGUCAAAUCUCAUUCUUCUUCUCCUAAAUCCUUCAUCCACCUGGGUGAUACCGGCUUCUCUCCCACUUUGUUCACUGCCGUCGGUCGAGUGUUAGGUCCUAUAGACCUCGCAGCGAUCCCGAUCGGAUCGUAUGAACCCAGAUGGCAUUUACACUUACAACAUACGGAUCCGGAAGGAGCUACCAGGAUGGUCAUGCAGAUGGGUGUGAAGAGAGCUGUGGGGGUACAUUGGGGAACUUGGUUGAUGUCUGAUGAGGCGUAUAAUCAACCUCCGAUUGAUCUUGCUAAAGCUCGUCAAUUAUUAGGUGUAUCAGAAGAAACAUUUAGAGUUCUUCCCGUGGGUCAAACCAUGGUAGUAGAGUAAGACAUAGAUCAUUCUCAUCAUCAUGACAUUAAGUAUCAUUAG
This is a messenger RNA of Tremella mesenterica DSM 1558, 1335 nucleotides long. RefSeq lists its product as uncharacterized. Bases 1 to 1293 code for a protein of 430 amino acids. The record is from RefSeq and is a predicted model, not a curated record. NCBI's taxonomy places the organism in Eukaryota, Fungi, Basidiomycota, Tremellomycetes, Tremellales, Tremellaceae. The transcript is spliced from 11 exons. Gene Ontology annotation, biological process: N-acylethanolamine metabolic process; N-acylphosphatidylethanolamine metabolic process. Gene Ontology annotation, cellular component: cytoplasm; membrane-bounded organelle. Gene Ontology annotation, molecular function: N-acylphosphatidylethanolamine-specific phospholipase D activity.